Molecule: messenger RNA, 1269 nt
Organism: Trypanosoma rangeli
Lineage: Eukaryota; Euglenozoa; Kinetoplastea; Trypanosomatida; Trypanosomatidae
Product: mitogen-activated protein kinase, putative,protein kinase
Exons: 1
Coding region: 1-1269 (422 amino acids)
Biological process (GO): protein phosphorylation; intracellular signal transduction
Cellular component (GO): cytoplasm; nucleus
Molecular function (GO): ATP binding; MAP kinase activity
Source: RefSeq, a predicted model, not a curated record
AUGCUGACGCACGUCUCCGCGCCGGACGCGGAGGGUCGGGUGACGUACACCUUCAACAGCCAGUCAAAGGUGGAGGUUCCUCAACGGUACGAGGUCAAGGGCAUAGUGGGGCGCGGGGCGUACGGUAUUGUUUGUAGUGCGGUAGAUCGUAGAACUGGGGACGCCGUCGCCAUUAAAAAGAUGAGUAACAUCUUUGGAGAUGUUGUUGACGGUAAACGUAUCUUGCGUGAGGUGAAACUGUUGGGUUUUUUGAGGCAUCCCAACGUGCUGUCCCUCAAGAAUCUCUACCGCCCCUCCGGUCCGGACUUCUCAGACCUGUACAUGGUGUCUGAGCUCAUGUCCUCGGAUUUGCAUACCAUUCUCAGAUCGAACUCAGUGAGGCUUGCGGAGGUGCACUGCCAGUAUUUUACAUACCAGGUUCUGUGUGCGCUGCACUACAUUCACAGCGCCAACGUUAUCCAUCGAGACCUGAAGCCCGCCAACAUACUGACCAACUGCGAGUGCGAUGUGAAACUAUGCGACUUUGGCCUUGCACGGGGAAGGGGUCUCAGGAUGACGCACUACGUCGUGACACGUUGGUACAGACCACCCGAACUGAUGCUUAUGAGUGAUGAUUACGAUGGAGCCAUUGACUUGUGGGGGGUGGCAUGCCUCGCGGUGGAGAUGUUCACGCGGCAUCCGCUGUUCCCUGGCCGCGACUACAUCCACCAGCUAAACCUCAUUACGGACUUGUUAGGCCUCCCGGACAUCGCGCGGGACAUGACAUACGUACGCUCGGAGGAGGCGCUCAACUACUUGCGUUCGCUUCCUCCCAGGUCGAGGCAGCCUCUGGAGUCCGUGUGCCCUCAGCUGAAGGAUAGCUACAUGGCCUCCAUCAGCUAUAACGUGGAGGAGGGUGACGGCGGGGAUAGCGCAGCGCGAGAGGUGGAGAAAGAGGGGGUAGAGGAAACUGUCAGAAAGGAAGAAAUGGGUUCUGUUAAUGCGAACACAAGGAUAACGUCACCAAAUCCGGCUAGUAGUGGGGAGGAGCGGUACGCGUUGUUCAAGGACUUCCUCUUCAAGUUGCUCACGUAUAACCCGAAAGAGCGCAUGACGGCAAAGGAGGCGUUGAGGCAUCCGUGGCUGCGGGAGGUUCGGGAUAACUGUGGUGGAGAGGAGUUUGAGACGGAGGCGGGGAUGCAGUUUGUUUGGGACCUCGACAGUGUCGAAGUGGCCGCCGCCCAGCUACGGCAGCUGCUGAUGGAUGAGAUUGCAAAGUACAAGGAUUAA